Messenger RNA from Nasonia vitripennis (jewel wasp), 769 nucleotides. RefSeq lists its product as uncharacterized. The transcript has 2 exons. Bases 135 to 458 code for a protein of 107 amino acids. The record is from RefSeq and is a predicted model, not a curated record. Lineage: Eukaryota; Metazoa; Arthropoda; Insecta; Hymenoptera; Pteromalidae.
UAACAUUUGACAGUAACGUUCGAGUAUGUCGAUUGCUAAAAGUGUCGUCAUGGUAACAUAUGAAACUUUCAUAUGCAUCGAAAAAAACGCCACUUUCAACGCGACAUUGCAAGCAGUGAGAUACGGAGAUAAAAAUGGAGUCAGCAAGUGAAAAUCAAGAAAUUCCAAUGCUGUUGCUGAUCGACACAAUUAACCAGAUGAUUACCGACGAGCAGGCCGCAGGGCACAUGAAUACCGGCGACAAAAUUUAUGUGUUCGUCCAAACCUCGGAGGAGUUAUCUAGGACGUUGGGAAAAACUAUCACCUUUCACCAAGUAAUCGACAGUUACAACCGUUACCGGGAGAAGUUUGACGCGGUGAACGCGAAGGUUAAAUACCUUAAGAAAGGUGCGAGCCAAUUGACUUUAGACGAGAUUCGGAUUUACAAAAUAUUCAAGAAAACUAAAUACUAUUUAUGAGGCAAAGAUAUAUUUUUGAUUGUAUAAUUCUAUUUGAUUAUUAUAAAGUAUGAUUUUGAAUAAAAUAAAUUAAACUUUUGCAGGGAAACCGGCGCACGAGGCACUUCUCUACUUCUUGGUGCUUCAAUGGUGAUUUUCUGAAUAUCAAUUAUUCGGUUUUGCAUCCCCUUUUUUGUUUCAUGAAGUAAAACGUCACAAUGAUUUAUAAAUAAAAUGUUUUCACGAAAGUGUGCGCAUCAGAACUUGAUUUUUUAGAGUCUGUAAAGCGGUUAGGUGCGUUGAUUUUGUUUUGUUGAUAAUGCGAGCCCACU